Talpa occidentalis (Iberian mole) is the source of this 7815-nucleotide messenger RNA. RefSeq names its product PRELI domain containing 2 (gene PRELID2). NCBI's taxonomy places the organism in Eukaryota, Metazoa, Chordata, Mammalia, Eulipotyphla, Talpidae. Bases 3423 to 3869 code for a protein of 148 amino acids. The record is from RefSeq and is a predicted model, not a curated record. Gene Ontology annotation, cellular component: mitochondrial intermembrane space. Gene Ontology annotation, molecular function: phosphatidic acid transfer activity. The transcript has 7 exons. Gene Ontology annotation, biological process: phospholipid transport.
UGAAGCUGCUUCAGCACUGAGGAAGUUCUAUUUUAAAUAGUCUACUGAUCUAUGGCUUUUGGUAUUUUAGGACUUGCCUUCCAAGUUAUAAUAUACUGCUAUUUUUAAAACCUGAGGAAUGUUUGCUCUUCUUACACCUGCCUGUUGGAUACCACAGGCAAAAUGUUAGCUACAUGCAUUCAAAGCUCAAUGGCACCUUGAAAAACAAACAACACAAUACUCUUUGUUCCUGGAAUACAGUGUUUCUCAUUGAACUCUUCGUGUAGGAAUGCCAUGAAACCCAAAAUGGUUUAUUCAUGGGAUGCUAAACUGUAUUUUCCAUAAAAUGUAGUGUCAAUGCACUUGACAAUGUAUUUUGGUUUCUUUCUUUGUAUGACUCUUAGCUUACCACUUCUCAUCAGCCCCUCAGAAAGGAGCCCUUUUAUUUAAAAUCAUCUGCAUAGAUGACAAAAGUUGCAAACAUGCCUCUGGAGGUUCAUGUGGGCCUGUUUAAUGGGCUUUCCUUCGCAAACUGGGUUCAAAUAGAACUUCAUUAAUUUCAUUUAUCUGACAUUUAAAGUCACUAAAAAGGACCCAGAUGACCAUUGCGUUGACUGGAUUUUCUUAUUUGUUUUCAAGGCCAGAGAAGUUAUAGUUUAUCUUACCAUUGAGUUGUUCAGGUGGCUUUACUUUUUUAUGCAUCAUGUGGAGAGUGUACGCUUGAUGGGCUUUCCCCCUGAUGUUUCCCAUGUACCCAGAGAGAUCUUGGAACAUAGCAGGUACUCAGCAAAUCCUUGGUGAAUAAAUGGUCGAAGUACACUCCUCUGGGAUACAGCCCUAUGUAAUUCUAGACUGAAGUCAUAGUGGGGUUCUGGAAUAUGUCCUUAUGGUGGGUAAUGUCUGAACAUGGACCAAUUAAAAUAAUUUCUUUGCUUCAGUACUGUGCCCUCUGGUUUUAUUUAUUCAAACUGGGAGUCUGAUGUGCUGAACAAAAAUGGCUUGAGCGUUUACUCUUAAACUCAUAAAGGGAAUUUAUGAAGGGCUAUUUCCAUUUAGAGUAGAAAGUUGAUUGGGUAAUUAAUAAUGCUUCCAUUUCUGAUCCUAUCUUUUCCCCUGCACAUUUGGCAUUUACAUGUGUGGUACAAUUUUGCCGUCAGAGCUCUUGAAAUAUUUGAGGUGAACAUGUGUUUCCAAAAUAAAUGAUUUGACAAUUGAUAGGCUUAGUUUAACACAAUGGUUAUUUAUCUUUUUGUUUAUAUUGUAAUAGUAUUUUUCUCACUUUUAUCUUCCUAUCAUCAAUUCUUCUAGAAGAUUAGGCAUGAAGGAGAAUAUGAAGAGCAUGGGCUCUGGCAUCAGGGGAGAGGACUGCUUUGAGCUGUUUGAGUUGGGGCACAUCAAUUUAAUUUUCUGUGUUUUAGUUUGUUACCUCAUUUGCAAAACAACAAGUAUCUUCUGGAGUUGUUGAGGGAAAUUAAAUUGGAUAAUACACAUGUUUAUACAUAAUGUGCAUAGGUUAGUGUUGGUCCAAAGUAGGUGCUUUUAAAGUACCUAGCAAUACUAAUGAUAAGAAUUUACUGCAUUUAUUCUAUGAACCUGAAAAUAAGAAGCUGAGAGUAUUCCGCAGAAUAUAUUAAAACUUGCAGUAAUGAAGAAGAGAAGGAGCAUGGAAAGGUCAUUAGAAUUAUGACUUACUUUUAAAAAUGCCACUUAAAUACUUUUAAAUUGAAGGUUGUGGCUUAAUCAGUGCAUAAAAGGAGAUUUUUUUUAACUAUCAAAGCACUUAUAGUUGAAUGUUUUUUGUAUGUCAACUAAUAGACAUUCAUAAGUCUGUGUAUCAUUUUCCCUGGUAGAUGAGCAUGAGACCUCCUCCUGGCCUCAAGGAGUUCACUGUAAAUCUCAGGGGCGUGUCACAGACAUAUUGUAUAGGACAAGGUUCAUGUUUUAAUUGUAAAUAUGAGAGCUUUUAGAUUAUUUAGAAACAAUUGGUUGUCUUUUUAAAACCAGUUAAGUAUUCUCUAUAGUACUCUGCUCUGAUUGAGCGCUUUCCCUAUGCUAAGGCGGAGGGGUGCAUCAGGGUGUCCUUGUGGAAACUUCUGCAGAUUUUAAGUUGGUAAACCCUGAGCUUGUAAAGUUUGACUAGUCUAUGAAAAUAAGAAAUAUCCUCUAAUAAUAUUGAAAUUACCAUUUAAAUAUUUUUGGGUUGCAGGUGGAUAGUUUACUUCAUGCUACACCACAGUAAAUUGCAAGAAAAAGACUGAAGUCAUGGAACUAAAUUUUCAAAAAUGCUAAUUCAUUCUUUAGUAGCAAAGCCAGCUACCUUUCAUUGAUUGAGUAGACUACUUACCAGCGCCAGGUGUUAUGCAUUACAUACAGUUGUUUCCUUUAAUUCUUGUGAGAACCAUUGAAGGAAGGUAUUUCAUUCUCAUUUUACAAAAUGAAGAAACGAAAGCAGAUUGAGUUAAAGUGAUUUGCCUAGAACUCUGAUGGAUGGGUUUCAAACUGAAAUCUCUUGGAUUCUAAGACUCCCUUUGUUUUUCAACACUCUGUAUUUAUUUUACUUUUUAUUAGCUUUUCAUUUAGAAAUAAGUUGGCUUACAAAAUGUUGCAAAAACUAAGAAUUUCCAUACAAUCCUUUCCCACUUCCCCAAGUUACAAUAUAAGACUCAGGAGAGUAAUAUCAAAACCAUAUUAACCAAUCUACAGACAGAUUAUUCAGAUUUUGACAAAUGUCUACUGAUAACCAUUUUUCCAGUUUAAGGGCCAAUCCAGGAACCCCACCUUGUAUUUGGUUGUCAUGUCUUCAGACAAAGGGAGUCUUAGAAUCCAAGAGACUUCAGUUUGAAACCCAUCCAUCAGAGUUCUAGGCAAAUCACUGUAACUCAAUCUGCUUUUAUUUCUUCAUUUUGUAAAAUGCGAAAGAAAUACCUACCUUAAAUGGUACUUACAAGAAUUAAAGGAAAUAACUGUAUGUAAAGCAUAACACCUGGCACUGGUAGGUAUUCUACUCAACAGUUCUGCUGUCUUUUUUUGUCUUUCUGGACAGCAGUGCUUUUGAAAAGUACUGAAAAUUAGUUUUGGACUUCAUAUCUUUAUUUAUUUAUUAAAAAAGAUUUAUUUAUUUAUUUAUACAAGCACUGUGUACAGUCAGAAGUGCGGGAGGGUGAGAGAAUUCACCAGAGCCAGAGCAGGAAGCAGAGCAGACAGACUGUCGAAAUACACUGCUGAGGGGAGCAGCGGGCGGCAGGAGAGGUCUGCGCACCAUGUGGGACCCUCGCCCAGCGGCUGAGGAUGGAACCAGUGCUGCAGAGGCUGCGGGCAACUUCGCAACCCAGUGCUCAACCACUGCGCCACCGGGAGGCCCAGCUUCAUAUCUUUAAAUGCAUUGGAUUUAUGCAUGCAUUUAAUACUGAGAUAAGAAGAUUUUCCUUUAGUAUCCCAACCCAAUGGAUAAAAAUGUCAUCGCUGUAAAAAUCGUGGAGGAAAAAAGAGAUGUGUCAACAGGGAUCAUCUAUAGAAAGAGGAUUGCAAUCUGUCAGAAUGUGGUUCCAGAAAUUUUAAGGAAGGUGAGCAUUUUAAAGGUGCCUAAUAUUCAGUUAGAAGAAGAGUCGUGGCUCAAUCCUCAGGAAAGAAGCAUGGCCAUACAGAGCCACUGUCUCACAUGGACUCAGUAUGCAUCCAUGAAGGAAGAGUCUGUUUUCCAGGAAAGUGCAGAAAAUCCAAAUUGGACAGAGUUCACUCAAAGAGGCAGGAUUUCAAUCACUGGGGCAGGCUUUUUCAACUGCAUUUUGGAAACUUUUGCCAGCACAUUCUUAAGACAGGGAGCCCAGAAGGGAAUUAGAAUAAUGGAGACACUGCUAAAGGAACAGUGUGGUGCCCCCUUAAUGGAAUAGAGUCAUCAGGGAGCGGAGCUGUGUCUACUUUGGCCCAAGAAUCAUUUCUCACCACAAGACAUUAUAGACAGUUUUCGAAAUACAGAUUUAAUGAUGCAGUGUUGAUGGCUUAAAGAAAAGAAGACCUUCUUGCCAGGACUUGAAUGGACACACUCCCGGGAGGGUCUGCCUCAAAUAGCAGUGUUUGUGGAGAAGAGAACUUAUAGCUGGAUUUUUAUGGCAUAGUCUCUUUAGGAUUUUACAAAUAAAGGAAAACCUCAUAGAAGGUGAUGCCUGCCCUUCUUGAGGAUGUCCUACUGAUUGUCUGGUGAUGGUGGCUGGGAUCCAAGGAGAGUCUGGUAACCCAGAGAGCACUGCAUGCUUGUGCCCUUAUGUUGCUGUAGGAUUCAUAAGGGGAUCCUGGGACAAAUGCAGGCAUUGAACCUGAUACCUGAUUCACAGGUGACCUGUGACAGGCAGGAAUGCACCAGACCUAUAUUGCAGUGAAGCCGUAUUUAUAGUAAUGUUUAAGAUUCUUAAAAAGCAGGAGCAUUUGAUAUCAAUCCAAAACUACUCACUGCCUCAGUGUAGCUUAUAUAAGGACAUGUGUAAACUGUAAUUGGGACCUCCAAGAGAACGUGGAGUGGACAAUGAGGUGGAGUUAUAAUCUUGGCUCCUACUAACUCAUUCUGUUUCUCUGUUUUUCACAGGGAAAAUGGGGAUAAUAAUUAGGCAGAGAUCGUUCUCUCUGUGGGUCAUGGUGAUUAAACAUGUUUAGUGUGAAAAGUACAUGCUUGGGAGUCAGACAGAUAGACAUGGCUUUGAAUCCACACUAACACCUAUUAGCUCAUGGAUCAUGUCCAUAAUUCUAAAUCUUUCUGAAGCCUGUUUUUUAAAUUUGUAAAAUGGGGUGAUAGAAUUAACUUUGUGAAGUUGUACUGAUUGGAGAUCAUGCAAAGUGCCUAACAUGCCAUCUAGUGCAUAGAAGUCCACUAAAAAGGAGCUCUUAUUAUUGUGUGAAACCAUUUCGCAAGUGUACUUUUCAAAUGUAAUGUAAUGUUGUAUUCCUGUUUUAAAUUUUGAUGACAGUAGUUUGCAUUUCUCAUGAUCAGAAGCCAGAGUACAAAUGCAUGCUACCUAAUAGAAUACUUGGAGAGAGCCAAUAAUAUGAAAUUCAUGUGCUUUAGAUAAAAUUUGAGCCAUUACUGGAAAGUCUUGGGAAAAACAAUUCUUUUUUAGUAUUUGAAAAUUUUUCCUCUUCAUUGAUGAAUUUCUAAACAAUUGUACUUUUUUUUUUAUAUACAAGCCUAUCAUGUGAGCCUCUUCUUACAGUAUUGGAGCUGUUUGUGCUGUCUGAGUUUUGUCACUAGGAUAAUUUUUCUUCAUUUCCUUAGUGUUUCAUUGUCCAAUUGUAUUGGAGAGAAAAAUGAAUAGUAGAAACCAGAAUAUACUUUGAUCUCCUAGUUUGUAAAUGGCAUCUGGUAGACUUUUGGAACAAUAGCCCCUUUCCAAAAACAAGAGGUGAUGUGAAUUAUCAUGGAGGUGAAAGGCAAGAAAUUCAUGUUUGGAGGGUGAUACUGGAUUAAGUUUAACUUCUUAUGUUACAGCUUUCUUUCUUUCUGAAAACAGGAAUUCUCAGCCUUGGCUGUCUGUUAGAACUACCUGAGGUGCUUUAUGUAAUAACCCCAGGUUACACCCCAGACCAGUAACUAUUCAGAAUCUCUGGGAGUGGAAUCUGAGCAUCAGUGUUUUUUAAAACACCAGUAAUUCCAGUGGGCAGCUAAGGAUGAAUUCUAGGUGAUUUGCAGAUAUUAUCUGAUGUCUUUUCUUAAUACCUCUGCUGUAGGAAAGGAUCUUUGCAGCAAGAAUUUUUGUUAGAAAUAGAAAGUGGAACACAGAGAGGUUGAAGUUUUGCCUUAAUUCUUUGAAGCUAGGGUGGCUAAUGCAAAUGCCUACAAGGGUUUAACAGGUGAUCUAAUGAGUGAAACAGCUGAGGGGACACUGGGGAGACCCCAGGGGGAUAUGCUAGCUGAGAGGUAAGUAGUGGUGCCCAACUCUAGUAUGUGGUGCUGUGGCUGGUUUUUCUAGUUCUUCCAAUUUCCAAUUUUCCAGAAAAAGACGGAAUAUUUUUCAAAAAGAAAUUUCUCAAUUCUUUUUGUUGGCACUGAAUUCAGACUUGUUUAAAACAUUGUGCUGGCCAAACAAAGCAUGUUUGCCGGUACUUUCCAGCUUCUGCUUCAAGAGUGUUAAGAACCAGCCUAAACAUCUAAGCCAAUUUUUAAUAGAUUUGCAUUUUCCUAUUCUGGAUGUAAGUUGAAAUGCUGCCUCUCCUUCAAGAUUGCUUUUAGAUGUAUUUUCAUCCUCUUUCCCAAACAACCCUCUGAAUUUGCAGUAGACAUUCUUCCUCAUUUAGUAUUCUCCUCCCUGUAGACAUUUAUUUCUUCAAGCUUCGCAUAUAGGGCUAAGAGAUCUUAUGUUCUUUUUAAAAUUAGUUUAUUUUUACUACUGGCCAGAGUGAUAAAACACUUCGAAGCCCACCUUUUAUUUGUUUAUUUUUUUGUUGUAGUCCUGUGAAAGUAAUGUCAAGGCCAGGAGGAUAGUCUUACUGGGUGCAUUAAGGAAAAAGAGUGUCAAAGUGUUAAUUCACAGGCCUGGUCUGUCUGCUCCACACUGGGUUGCUGAGUCUAGGACUUCAAAGUGAUGAUUUACUAAGGUUGGUUCUAGACUUCCACUUGUACCAGAAAUCCCUGAGGAGAUGUGCUAAACUGAGGUUCCUGGGCCUCUGCUGGGUCUACAAUUUAAAACAAGUUUACCAGAAGAUUCAGUUGUGAUGUUCCGUAGACCACAUUUUGAGAAAUAUUGAUUUGGGGAAGGUGUUUUGGUCUCUGCAUCUCUUAUCAUUAAGAAGGUUUUUGCAGUCCGUUGGACCCACUGAUCAGUGGACAGCUGAUCACUCAGGGCACAAUAUAAAAUUUUAUGCAGAGAAACUGACUUCAGCUAUUCCUAUAUGAUUGAAGUGCUUUUACCAUGAAGGGGCUUUUAUGGUUUCAAUCAUAGGAGGAAAAAAAUGGUGCUGUAUUUUUAUAAAAAUUGCCUUGCAUAUUUUAUAAGUAGUGUAUGUGUAAAGUAACAUCCCAUUUAUCAGCAUUUAGGGUAUAUGGACUAGACAACUGUUAUUCUUUUAAGUGAAUGUCUCUUGCUUUAUUUCAACCAUUUACAUGGAAUACUUUCUUAAUUUAGUAGACAUUUCCCUGCUUUUGCUAACAGAACCUAUUGAAGAUAAUGAAAUCUUCUCAGGGUCAUUAUUUAUGUUUUUAAUUCUUUCAGAUCCUAUUAAGGUUUGUUAAAUUCCCACACCAAAUGGUCCCAAAUGGCUCUGCUCUUUGAGUCCCACGAUGGUUUUUAUAGUUUUUCUUUUCCCUCACUGUUAUCUGUCAUUUCUCUCUACCAUUACUCUGGCUGCCUCUAGGAACUUUUCUCUUAGAUGUGGUUGGGAAAUCAUGUAACUGCAUACUAUAUGUCAACUAACAGCAGGAUCUGAGUGAGGCUUUGAAAGGCUUUUCUAAGCUGUAAAAUGAAUGAAUUUGGCUGCAUUGACUUGGUGAUAUUAUCUUAAUGACUCAGCUACCUUCCUCUAACUUAGUUCCUGAUGCUCAACUACAGUUGUAAGACCUGUGAUCUCAGGAUAAGUGAGAUGUUACUACGAAUGAUUUCUCUUGUUCUAUAAGCCAUUGUCUCCCUCAGUCAUACAGGUGUUUUUUAAAUGUACAGUUCUGUAAUGUGAAACUUUAGAUUAAAAUUCAAAUGAACAUUUCUCAGGCCAAGUUUUUGUAUAGGAUAAAGUGUUUUUGAUUCAAUGGUGUUGUGAUUUAGACCUAUAAAUCAGUUAUAUUCCUGUGAAAUCCAAUCUUAUAGUCAUGCUGAAAUAAAGGUGUUACAACUAAUAAUGUGUGAAUUCUUGUGAAUU